CAGUGCCUGCCUCAAGAAAGAGACACAACCUUCCACCAGAUAAUGGCACCGGGAUUAUCAGUGCCUGGCGUGAGGGGAGGGUAGAGCUCUCAAGUGCCGCAGUCACUAUCAGCCUGGCACUCUUUCACCGGACUCCGCUCCACGCGCUGUUGGAAAGGCUAAAUCGCCCGGGGAUCUCGCUUACUCUUUCAGAAUUCGAGUGGAAAGGAGUUUUAGCCUCGUGGCCUGUCUCCAUGAUGCAGGGAGAUCGGUUCUCCGUCCUCGGGGUCAUGCUGGCGGCCGCGGUUCUUGUGUCCAGUGCCAGGACCCCCCUCCGACAGCAGGCCGAGAUUCUGACGGAGGCGCUGGGGGGCCGGGUGCUCCCUGGGACAGCUGAGGACAGGAGCAGGCUGAAAUUGGUGGAUCAGGAAGUUCAGGCCACGGAGCCGACGUUUCAGGGGUCAUCAGACUCAACAGUAUCAUCGUCUGCAGUGCCUGCAACAUCAUCACAACUGCCGUCGACCUCAUCACCAGCGCCAUCAACGUCGACGUCCCCAUCAUCUACAUCAGAAGCUCCUGCAACUUCUACACCUUCUCCAUCUUCACCUCCAACAUCAGCAGUGCCGACACCAUUACCCACUCCAGCUCCGCCAAUCUUCCCCGAGGUUACUGUGGAAGGCCUGGGCACUGCGCGGGGAAGGGUCAUGACCUCGUAUCUCGGCCGGCCCUUCUAUGCCUUCAUGAGCCUGCCCUACGCUGAGCCCCCGCUUGGCGAGCUCAGGUUUAAGAACCCCAAACCGUGGACAGGUCCCUGGAUUGCAACGCUGGACGAUUCUUACGACGCCACAUACUUGCGAUCUCGAUGUCCGCAGAUCUCGCUCAUUCUCGACGUCACAGCCGGUCGGGAGGACUGUUUACACCUAAGCAUCUACACCCCGAGUAUGCCCGACAGCCGCGACACUACCCAGCUUCCAGUCAUGGUAUGGAUUCACGGGGGGGCGUACAUGACCGGGGAUGCCAACCUGUACGUGCCGACGAAGCUCAUGGACCGUGAUGUGAUCGUGGUAGUUGUGCAGUACCGUCUAGGAUCUCUUGGCUUCUUAGCCGGUGGAAUUCCCGAAGCUCCAGGUAACAUGGGGCUGUUGGACCAAAUAAUGGCAUUGCGCUGGGUACAAGACCACAUAACGGCAUUUGGCGGAGACCGAGAUUCUGUCACAGUUUUCGGACAAAGUGCCGGAGGAGCCAGUGUUUCGUGGAUGCAAAUAACACCCCUCACGAAUGAAACCGUCCCCGAAAACAACAACCGGCAACUCGUCCACAAAGUGUUGCCGAUGAGUGGGUCGUCUUUUGAGGAAUGGACGCUCGAUCCUGACCCGGAAUCCGGUUUCUGGCUGACCGCUGAGAUCCUGCAUUGCGACGAGGUCAAGGACAAGGUUAAGGCGGUCGAGUGCAUGAGGGGAAAGACGACGGACGAGGUCAAUCGCGCGUCACUUAAGAUAUAUGCAGACGACCGGCAAAGAGGAGGCUUAGGAUUUAAGGGCCUGUGUCCCGUGGUGCAGGAUACCCUAGCGGGCGAGAACCAUCCUGGCCUCGAGCUGGUAAUCCCCAAGAGUCCUGUGGAGAUUGUGGACGCCAGCGAGUUCCUUCAGGUCCCUGUGAUGACAGGGAGUGUGAGGGAUGAAGGGUCGCUGGUAGUAGGGCUUGCUUACAGGGACUAUUUAUUCCCCAAUGGACACUAUCCCAACGACACGGAAUUUGCUCGGGAUGAGAUGGUGACCACGCUGAUUCAGGCAUUCGGCAUCGAGGACCGCACCGGCAGCGUUACCAAUGCUAUGACCUUAUCCUUCCUCCCUAACGCUGAGAUGGGCAAUUGGUACAGCAUGGUGGGCGGUCUUGUUGAUAUGGGCGGGAUGCUUUUCCUGAAAUCCGGACUGUGGGAGCUGUCGCAUCGUAUUAACAAAGUCUCCCCGAAUCUUCCCGUUUUCUUUUAUUCGUGGGAAUUUGAGUCUGACGAUUCCCUGUUUCCUUGGAUUUUCAUUUCCAUGCCUGACAUUCCUGUGCCGGGAGGUAUUGGCCAUGCUGACGAACUUCUUUACUUGUUUCAUCUGCCGAAUGUGCUGGAUGAGAGGCAGAAGCUCAUGUCAGAGAGAAUGUUGACGUUGUGGACCAAUUUUGCCAAAUAUGGGAACCCCACCCCUCGCGAAUUUGAAUAUGGACACGAAAAUUGGACAAGUUUCGCCCCUGAGUGGAAACUAUUUAGCAGAGAGGAACCGUAUUUCAUGUUACUGCAAGACGAUUUCACCAACGAACUAGACUUUUCCACUCGCUGGAACUACCACAUCGAUGCUGGAAUCACCACCACGCCGGGCCCGUCCACCAGCGAGGUCCCGGACCCAGUGUCUCGGGAAGACUACGAUAAGCAAGUCGAGCUAACAGAGCAAUUCCAAAUCGCCACUGGAAUUCUUGGCGGUCUGUGUGUAUGCACCUUGUUCCUGGCCGCCAUUUUCUUCGUCAGAAUGAGGAGGACGAAGACAGUUUAGAGCGAAAGAAAACGGGAAUUUAGGAUUAUAAGUUCAGUGUUGUGUUGUGUCCAUAAAUAAAUUAGUUAUGUAAGAGGUUGGUGAUAAAAUUGUUCAUUGAGUAAGGUUAUGAUGCAAACGAAGGGAGAAAUUUAACGAAAGAUCUCCAGUAUACAUUAUGGAAAUGCCAAACGAUAUAAUGAACACUGUAUGGUUCUAAUAAAGAAUAUUAAAAACCUCAAA
Molecule: messenger RNA, 2741 nt
Organism: Penaeus monodon (black tiger shrimp)
Lineage: Eukaryota; Metazoa; Arthropoda; Malacostraca; Decapoda; Penaeidae
Product: cocaine esterase-like
Exons: 13
Coding region: 234-2519 (761 amino acids)
Source: RefSeq, a predicted model, not a curated record